AUGUAUGGGGGGUCCCGAGGAGAGAGGGGGAACCCGGCGGGCGAGGAGCGGCUCCCGGAAGGGGGCUCUGGGGCGACUUACGGCAGCGGCGGUGAGGCAGGCAGCGGCGGCCCUAGCGCGGGGCCCGGGAGGCGCGGCCGGACUGCAGAGGUGCCGAGGCUGCGGCGGGCGGGACUGCGGUGGGCGCCAUCUUGGAGCGCUCCCCGCGCCCGCCCCCCGCGCCGCCCGAGUCCUUGCAUAAUUGAUGACUCGCGCCCGCCGCGCGCCGCCGCGCGCGCCCCCGCGGCCGGACCCCCGCCCGCCCCGCCCCCGCGCCGACCCCCGGCGCGUGCCCUCCGCACGCCCCCGGACCCUGCGCGCGCGCCGCCCCUGCCCGCCCGCGGCCCACCUACCCCUGCAGGGCGCGCCCGCUCGCCCGCAGCGCACCGCGCCGCGCGCCCUCCCGCUCUCUCGCUGGCUCUCAGGCCGGCGUCCCCGCGCCGCCCGGACCGGAUCCGGGGCGAGAGAGCAGGGCUCCGGCAGGGGGCGCCGCGCCGGAGCGCCUCGCGAGCGUCCCCGGGCCCGCCUCCCCGACGCCCCCGCGGAGCCGCGCGGGAGGGGCCCGGAGCGGAGCUCCCGGACGCGGGACGCGGGACUCCGCCGGCUGCCCGCCGGCAGCUGGACGUUGACACCCAAAAGCUGCUAUGUUGA
Molecule: messenger RNA, 690 nt
Organism: Rhinolophus ferrumequinum (greater horseshoe bat)
Lineage: Eukaryota; Metazoa; Chordata; Mammalia; Chiroptera; Rhinolophidae
Product: proline-rich protein HaeIII subfamily 1-like
Exons: 2
Coding region: 1-690 (229 amino acids)
Source: RefSeq, a predicted model, not a curated record